AUGUCCUCCCGAACCCAAAAUGACUCAGUUAUUGAUGAUGACGACGAGUCGUGUCCCCUCUGCAUUGAAGAGUUUGACCUGUCAGAUAAGAACUUCAAACCAUGCCCCUGUGGAUAUCAGAUCUGCCAGUUUUGCUACAAUAACAUAAAAACACACAGCGAGGAAGGGCGAUGUCCAAACUGCAGACGCGUAUAUGACGAGAGUACAAUCCAAUACAGAGUUCCAGAUGCCGACGAGUUUAAAGCGGACUUGGCGUUAAAACAUCGCAAAGCCGCCGCUGCCAAAAAGCGGGAGGCCGAAAAGCGAGAAAUUGAAGCGUCCAGUCGAAGAAAUCUCGCUGGCGUUCGGGUUGUACAAAAGAACCUGGUUUAUGUCAUUGGCCUAAACCCCACGAUACGAGAUGAAAAUCAACUUCUACAAACUUUGCGUGGAGACCAAUAUUUUGGACAGUAUGGGGAUAUUGAAAAGAUUGUUGUGAGCAAGGCCAAACCAGGUGGCAAUCCAAACCAGGGCAUCGGUGUUUACGUAACCUUCGCUCGCAAAGCUGAUGCCACAACGUGCAUUGCCGCUGUGGAUGGAUCUCCUAAUGGCGACCGCGUCUUACGGGCCCAAUAUGGUACAACGAAAUAUUGCUCGUCAUUUCUUCGCAACGAGCAAUGCAACAACCGCAACUGUACAUUUCUUCACGAAACGGGUGAAGAUAACGAUACCUUCAGUCGCCAAGAUCUAUCCUCCAUGAACACCAUGUCAUCACAACGUGUCCACCCAAGCGGUCCAAGUGGGCCUCCUCCUUCAACCCAGUCUCCAUACACCUAUCACGCUCAACCUGUCAGAUCAGCCACACAUCCCAUCCAAAUUCCGGCCGGGCCCCAACCAAUGCGGCGACAAAACAGUAAAGACGAGCCAGGGAAUCGAACCAACAUUGACUCUUCCGCUUUGCCGUCGUCUGCUAGUUGGGCUAACAGGGAUUCCCAUGUGCAACGUGCACGACGGCCAAGCGUGGCUGCUAGCCAAUCAACCCCCAGUCCCAAGGUUGCGAGUGCAGUUGUCAACAAGAUUGAGGAUUUAAAGCGAACUGCUGACAGCGCCCCAGCGCCCUGUCAAGAUUCUGCUAGAGAGCAGACCCCAACUCCGGCAGAAGCCUCAAGCUCAUCUACCCGCGCUGCUCGAACAGUGUCCCCUCCGUCGCCGUCUGCCCCCAGUGAAACUACCAUGCUGGACGACCUUGUGAAAGCAGUCAAUAACCCGGAUUUCCGUUUCAUAUUUUCGUCUGCGGGGCUGACAUCUGAGGAAAUCGCGUACAUCGAGAAUCAUCCUUCUCUUAUCGAUCCAUAUGGCGGAAUUAAGCGCCGUGCGAUGCGGGAGAAAGCUGAACAUGAACGAGCAAGCCAGGAAUCUGAGAACCAAAUGAUAGUUCAUUCUGCUACGAACGAAGAGGAGAACCUUGAGGGUGGCAGUUCACAACUAGGAGGCGAGCCUGAAGAAAUUCAUUCCACUAGUGCCUCGGGACGAAGUAAUAGGGAGCCUCUUAGUGCAAUUCAACCACCAUCUCAGCAGACGACAUCCGUAAAUUCUGCGAUUGGAUCUCCCGUUUCCUCUGGCCACCAGUUUCACGGAAUAAAUGUGGCCGGUCGAAGCCUAACUCCCCUCCAGCAACAACAACUUCUGUUACUCAAGAAUGCAGGUGGGCAACAUAUGGGGUUAAUGGAUCAAGUACACACUGGAUCGGGCUCCAAUGCAUUUGAGCAUAAUGUCCAAGUACGCGCAGGCCUAUUUCAAAAUCAGAUGCCACAGAUGGCUGGUUUACAGGGUCAUGUUAGACAAUCAUCACGAUUCUCCUUUGUGAAUGAUGCCAACGCAAAAAACGCAGCCAACCAAAGACUCGUCAAUCAGCAGACGUCUACCAUGCAGGCUACUACCCCAAAUCCCCUUAAUGCACCAACUAGCCAACAUGGUUUGGGAAAUCAUUACUUUGUUAGUGGGGUUCAAGGCCCCCCUCCAGGUUUGAAAACCGCAGGCACUCCUCCAAUCAGUGGUGGGGGCAUGUUCGCUCAAGGACACGGUUUCACUAGCGCAAUGAAUAGCAGUCUCAGUCUUGGAGCCAAGCAAGAUUCCAACCCUGACCUUAUGCGUGAGCUUAUGCGUGGUCGAAGCGGCACUAGUGGUGGUGGUGGCAUUCAGGCGCACGAGGCUGCUAAGAGUGAGUUCAUGUUCCCCUUUAUUCAAAUGCACAACACACCCCCUCCCUUGGCUCCCGUAUCUGGCCUUCUCAGCUCUCUCUAUGGUCAUCAUGCUGGGUCCCACCAAGACUCCGGGCCACAGAAGCAGAGGAAGAGGGGGAAGAAGCACAGACACGCUAACACUUCCUCCGGUGGAGGCGGUGUAGUAGAUCUUGCGGACCCGAGUAUUUUGCAGGCUAGAAUGCACCAAAGUGCUGCUAGUGCUACCCCUGGGCAGGGACUGUACGGGAGCCAGGGUCAAGAUGAAGAUUUCCCGCCUCUCGGUCCUCCAACAAAGCCUCUAGAUAAGCGGCCUUUUGAAGGAUUUCGCAUCGCAUCAGGAUCACGCGCUUCCCAUGGGUCGCUCGAUUCGCCCUUCAGGUCUGGUACCCCUGUACUACCACCCGGCCUUCCUUUGCCCCAUGGGCAUCCUGUCGCAUCUUUUGGCCAAGAUUACAGCCCAUCCAACUCGACCCCAUCAAGUCCCAAACAAGUAAUCAUUCCACCACGAACUGGAUUUUCAACACCCAUCCAGAAAUUUAAAGAUGUCCAUACUUCCGCGCAACCCUCACCGCACAGGCAACCUUCACCUGUCAUCCCCUCCAUACCCUCACUGACACGCGCUGCAGCUGAAAUAUCCUCUGGUUCUCCAAAGCCUAAAUCUACAGCACGUAACCGUCGACCGAGUGACACUCUAACAGUCAAGGAGACAACUCAGGAUCUCAACUCUGAAAAAGCCCCGGCAAUUACUAAUAAAAGUGGCAAACAACCUCGUGAGCCUCGCAGCAAGCCCGUGCCAUUGAUGCUGAAGCUAUCAAUGCCAACUCCCCGGGACAAUAUUCCCUCUCGAACCACUACACCCAAUCACAGCGUAUCCUCCAUACCCGCAUUACCAAACGUUGCCUCGCGCCCCAAUACCCCCUUGACGGGCGUUUCACGGGCGUCUGAUUCUCCUAUUCCUCGGCAAGCACGGGUAUUGCGUGUUGUUGACACAUCGAAAUCCGAAACACAUACUUCAGCUACCGCACCUACACAUUCAGCCGCUUCCAACUCGUCGGCGAAACAGCGAUCUAGGCGACCCAGUGUUUCAUCCACCAGCCUCCCAGGCACGCCAAAUAACGCUGACUCUGAAUACGAUUUUCAUACUUCUGCGUCAUUGUCGAGGGCAAGCUCACCACCGCCAAGUCGCAUUGGUUCCGCACCAGUUCGUACUGUAACAAAAAGUCAAUUGAAAAAGGAACGGAAACUCAAGUCUAAGAACGCAGAAGUUAAAAAGGAUGAAGCAAUCCCGUCUUCGGCUGUCACCGAAGAACCUGUUCAAGCACCGAUUAUCGGCAGGAAACGCAAGGCAAAGAAGGCCCAGACACCUGCCACUGAACAACUUUCUACAGCAAAUGAAACAGAUCAAGAGCCCGCCCAAGCGGCCAAGGCAUCGAAAUCCAAGGGGCAGAAUAAGCCAGAGAUGUCGACACAGACCAACGGACCAGAUAAAGUUACCAAGGAAUCUGCCACCAAGGAAAAGCCCACCACCGCUAGUCUGGCUGCAGCGGAUAAGGAAAAUGUCGAACCAUGGAGAUCAAACAAUACGACUGGGCAGCUUAUGGCAGACUCAGAAGCUAGCGGUGUGCCUAUUAAAGAUCUUUUUUUGGAAAGAACGUCACCACUUCCAGUGUUACUUGCGCAACUGCAUCAAUCUGGCGAUCUUGAUCUAAAUACACACCCAAUCUUCAACCCACCGAACCUCAACCAACGGUCUGAUCUAAAGUGCACUGCUGAUGACUACGACAUUUUGAAAAAACCUAUCCACUUGGCUGAAGAGCAUAGAACCAAGCUACUCCAGGGUGAACCAAUUCACAUUAAUGAGGAUUCCGAUCUACUGAAGUAUCGUUGCUUAGUCACACCAACCGGGUGCGUCCUCCGCCAUCUUUCCGUGGAGGAAGAAAACCGCUAUCUGGAACUUGAGAAGAGCCUCACAGCAGCCUGGGAGUCGCUGCAGGAAUAUCCAGCUUUAACGGUCACCGAGCCCGACAUGACCAACCGCGGUGGAGGCUUGGAUGCUCUCUUUGCAACUCCCGAAAAAUUCAACAUCCGCUGGAUCGACGGCGCGCCGGAGAAUGGACUGUUAUCCGGCUCUGCGAAAACUUCCGCCAUCUCUUCUAUGCCCUCCCCUCCUCCCUUUACUCCCAACGGUUACUCUGCGGCAUCUGCAGCAGAUGCCAAUGAGCCCGCUCGUGCUGCUGGUGCUGCUGCUCCUGCUUCUGCUGGAGCUGCUGGAGCUACGCCUCGCUCAUCUACCGUACCUAAAUCGACAACUAGUGGAAGUCACCUUGGCGUUGGUCUUGAAGAGCUGAUGAGCAUGUCUGAUGAGGAGCUGCGGAAUAUGAUUGAGGAAGCACAGCGGGAGUUGGAGAGUUCGCGGAAGGAGGUAGAUAUGGUUGACAAAAAGGUUUUGACACUUGUGAAACGGAAUAAGAAGCUGGUGCAGCAAGCUCUGUCUGCUGCGAUAGAGUUUGUGGGGUCAGCGUCUGAUAUUGUCUUGUGA
Molecule: messenger RNA, 4761 nt
Organism: Paracoccidioides brasiliensis Pb18
Product: CCR4-NOT core ubiquitin-protein ligase subunit MOT2
Exons: 6
Coding region: 1-4761 (1586 amino acids)
Biological process (GO): protein ubiquitination
Cellular component (GO): CCR4-NOT complex
Molecular function (GO): ubiquitin-protein transferase activity; nucleic acid binding
Source: RefSeq, a predicted model, not a curated record